Messenger RNA from Amphimedon queenslandica, 1822 nucleotides. RefSeq lists its product as uncharacterized. The transcript is spliced from 11 exons. The coding region runs from base 32 to 1624 and encodes 530 amino acids. NCBI's taxonomy places the organism in Eukaryota, Metazoa, Porifera, Demospongiae, Haplosclerida, Niphatidae. The record is from RefSeq and is a predicted model, not a curated record.
UGGACUACAAUUUAAUUAUCUGAUCCCUUCAAUGGAUUCACUAGACUCUAGUGUCAUUAUAGCUGGACAGAAGCUCUUUAUCCUACAAGGAGACAGGUCUUACUCACUCCAGUGGGAGAAAUAUGGAUUCAGAUUAGAGUGUCCUCAAGGAGCAGUGUCCAAGGAUACUGAAGUAGCUGUUACUGCACUAGCUGGUGGUAAUUUCAAGGUACCCAAAGGUACUGUGCUAGUGAGUGCAGUAUAUGCAAUAUCAGUAUCUAAGGCACUAUUAAAACCACUGGUAAUAGAGCUACAACAUUGUGUGGAUCUAAGGAAGACUAGUCAGACUGGUUGCCUCAAGUUUGUGAGAGCUCCACUGAAGUCUCCUUACCAGUUGAGUAUAGUUGAAGGAGGAUGUUUUAGAGUUGGGAAAAGAUACGGAUCAAUAAAGCGUGAGCAGUUCAGUUGUAUGGGUAUUGUAGCUGAGAUGAGUAAUGGAGACACACCUAGUGACAGUGAGAGUGAGGAAGGUUAUGAGACACCACCUGAAGGAUCAACUGAUGACACGCAUAAUGAUAGUGGUAAUGGAGCAGGAGAGACUAGUGAGAGAACUGCCUCACCAAUAAAUACUGGACUAUGUCAAGAAUCAGUAACUGAUGACUCUAAUCAAAAAGUACAGAAAGUUGAGUCUACUUCUGGUGCAUCUAAUGUUAGCAAUGAAUCAACUGAAGAUGAAGUGAAACAAAAACCAAAUGAAAACAAAGGAGUCACUCUACUGUACACUGGAAUGAUGUAUCAUGAAAAGAAAGAAGUUACAGAAUGGAUGACAGAAUGGAUGACUACAUUUUCUGUUGUAAGAGACUUAAAAGUCCUUCGGAGGUAUUUAGAGAAUAAACAUCCUGAAGCUGAACAAGAUUGUCCAAUUGUUCCAUUCAAGUACAAUGAACCUGAUGGUAUCCUUCAGUUGUGUCUACAAGAUACUCCAUCACUUGAAUCAGGAUGGACUGUACAUCCUGACCAAUCCCCAAUGCAAAUACAUCAAUAUGUAGUGGAUGAGUUUAUAAAUGAUCAUAUGUGUUCCAGUAUUCAUAUAUCAGUGUAUGCUAAACCUGGUAUUGCUAAGGACCCACUUCACUGUCCCAUUGAACUAACUGGAAUUGAUCCUACAAUAAUAAUUUACAUCAACAGAUCACCUCCUCCUUCAUCAAUGAGCUCUGCUGCUGCUACUAACAUGUACAGACAGUUUAGCAGUGAGCAUCAAAAUGUUAUUUUUGAGACUAAUGCAGUAUCAUUAACUUCAAGCUCAUCCAUAAACAUUCAAGCUGCAACUGAAGUUUUGUCUAAAAACAAUGCUCUGUUACGAAAGCAUAUUGAUUUGAAGUACUUGGCUGACAAGAUGGAGGAAAGAAAAAUUAUCACCAAUGACAAAAGAAGAAGUAUAGUCAAUGACACUAUGACUGGGCUACCUGAAGACCAAAGAAUGGAUAAACUCCUUGAUAAGUUGAAAGAUGCCAUUACUUUUGAUGGAUCAAUAUUUCCAUGGCUUGUUGAAAUCUUAAAUGAUUAUGAUACUGUGACAUCACGAGGUGUUGCUAAUAAACUAAUAAAGGAUUAUAAUGAGUCAACUCGAUUUACUGCAACAUAGAUUCUACAUUAUUGUCUCAAAAUGUCAAUUCUAACUGUCUAGAUGAUUUGUACCUGACAUUCUGUGGAUUGAUUUAUUAUAACUUAUUUCCCUUGAUCUCUCUCAUUAUUUUUAUUUGUGUUGUUUUCUUUACGUUAUAGCGAUUUUUGUUUCUGUGAUAUUGUCUGUUCAGUUGAUAUGGCUUAAUAUACUAAUUAG